AUGGAACGUAUAUCAAUCAUUGACGUAAAAUUCGUCAUGCAACAAAAUGAAGCCGGCAUUUCCACACUGACAACUCCCAUAGAAAAAAGAGUUCAACAACAACAUUGUAAAGCACAAGGGAAACAAGAAGCCCGUAAUAGUGAAGGUGUCAAUUACAAUUCCCACCAAAAUAAUACGGCCAUUACAGGCAAUAUGAAUUCAGCAAAGGCUUCUUAUAUAAAACAACUAUUAUAUGGAAAGAACGUUCAGUACACUAUUAUUAAGGCUGCUGAUAAUGAAGAAAGCAACCCGAACCAAAAACAGAAUAAUCGUGAAGUUUAUUCGGGUUUAAAUUUAGAUUCGAAGCCUAUUUUUCAUACAAACGAAAUCGAUCAAAAAUUGGAUCCGAUUGAAGAACAACAUAAUAAAACAAGAACAACGAUAAGAAGAAUCGAAGAAUUGGCAUCGAACUGUAAUGAAAAUCAAACAAAAAUUUCAAAUUUAGAAAGUAUAUUUGAAAAUCGAAUGAAGUUUGUGAGACAUAUUUCAGAAAAUCCUUUUUAUGUCAAUCAAAAUUUGUCAGAACCAUGGAAAAUAGUAACAAAAAUAAGUGAAAGACUCUUAAAUGAAAUCGCAAUUACAGUAGAAAAGGACAUGAAUUUUGGUGAAAAGCGUUUCAUUGCAGAUUUUCUUCAAAAUGAAGCCCAAUGUUAAGACUUCAAUUUUACAUGAAAUCAGUUGUUGCCCUCACAUUAAUGUCAACUAAUCAAUGGGGAAUUUAAUAUAUUUUUAUACAUAAUUAUAUUACAAAGAAAUAA
This is a messenger RNA of Condylostylus longicornis, 797 nucleotides long. RefSeq lists its product as uncharacterized. NCBI's taxonomy places the organism in Eukaryota, Metazoa, Arthropoda, Insecta, Diptera, Dolichopodidae. The record is from RefSeq and is a predicted model, not a curated record. The transcript is spliced from 5 exons. Bases 1 to 693 code for a protein of 230 amino acids.